AUGCGACUUUACGAGAAGGGGAUGUGUGACCGACCGUUCCUCAAAAGUACAAUCUUCACGCUGAUCGCCGCCAUCUUCCAGGCGUUCACCCUCAUAUGGUUCGUCCUCUCGUAUGUUCCGGGUGGCGAGCGCGGGCUGCGUUUUAUUACCUCCCUCUUCACCGGCUUCAUCACGUCCCGUUCGUCGACCGUGUUGCCCAUC
Messenger RNA from Mesorhabditis spiculigera, 201 nucleotides. The record is from the annotation of a GenBank genome assembly. Lineage: Eukaryota; Metazoa; Nematoda; Chromadorea; Rhabditida; Rhabditidae.